CAGAAGGAGAAGGCACAGAGCCACCAAGGCAGGAUGAGGGCCCGAGGCUAUACUUAAACGACAGUGAGUACAACGAAGUCUCAAAGCCUCAACAAUAGACGGAGGCACAUACAGAAAGAGAGGCUGACCGAUAAUCCAGGUUUCAGCUAGCAACUAUAUAUAUAACUGAUUUACAACAUUGAUAGGCAUAUUUUGUCUAUCAAACUAGUUUGUGACUAAGUUUUAUGUCUGCGCUGGGUUUUCACCAUGAGUGGUGCACCUAAGAGACCUCAUGAAGAGACCGUUCAUUGCUCAUCAAAGCACCCGCAUGAUGAUCCAGGUUCAUAUUCUAAAUUGUCUUCAUCUGUUUCAAAUGAGUACCAUGUGCCUUAUGAUUUAGGUCAAGAUUCGAGGCUGUCAAAGACACCCCGUAUAGAAUCUCGUGAUGCAGACAAAAGAUCUCCUCUCCACUCAGGAUAUCGGAUCCCAUCUUCAGCGGAGUUGCAUGUAGAUCAUCCUGUAGGUGCUGAAAACAGGAUGGAAUCAAGGGAUUCCAAGGAAAUUAGAGAUCCACGGGUUGAGAACCGUGAUGUAAAGACUGAGAAGAAGGAAUUGCAUGGUGAGGCAAGGAGGGAUUCUCACACUUCUAAAAGUGAUAAGGAUCUACGUGUUGAGGGAAGAGGAGAUGACAACAAGGAUGUCAGAUAUGAUCGGGACAGUCAUAAUGAUUCAAAAGGUGACAUUAAGACAGAAAAGGAUGGUUAUGGUGUGGUAAGUACCCACUUGAAUUGGAAAGAAUCUAAAGAAUACCAUAGGGGAAAAAGAUAUUCUGAGCCCCCUGGUGGAAAUUUGGACUCCUGGCACAUGUCCCGUGGAAAUUCACAAGGCCCUCUUGAGGUUGGGAAGGAGGGUUCAACAGCAGAAGAGAGAGAUUAUAUGGAAGCUCAUGAGGCUGUUGGGGAGAACAGAGUUGAUCCAAAAGGUGAAGAUAAAUUUAAAGAGAAAGAUAGAAAAAGGAAGGAAGUGAAGCAUCGGGAUUGGGGGGAGAGGGAAAAAGAGAGAAGUGAUCGUAGAAGCAGUACACCAGUAAUCAAUACAAGUGGUGACAACAAAGAAUCUACCAAAGAAGAUAGAGAUGUUGAAAGGUGGGAUAGGGAGAGGAGAGAUCUUCCUAAAGACAGAGAAAAUUUAAAGGAGAGGGAAAAGGACCAUGUUAAAAGAGAAUCAUGGAAUGGAGUGGAGAAACAGGCUUCACAUAUUGAGAAGGAAAUUGGUGAUGCAUCAGUUAAAACGACAGAGCAAGAAAAUGUUGUACCUGAGCAGAAGAAACAGAAAGAUUUUGAAAGCUGGAAAAAUGUUGAUAGGGAGGCUAGAGAAAGGAGGAAAGAAAGGGAUAAUGAUUUAGAAGGAGAUAGACCUGAGAAGCGUAUUAGGUGCCCUGACAAGGAAUCAGAUGAUGGAUGUGCUGAUGGGGAAGGAGCAACAGAGAAGGAAAGAGAAGUCUGUAAUUAUAGUGUUCAGCAACGUAAGAGGAUGCAACGAUCAAGGGGGAGUCCUCAGGUGGCUAAUCGUGAACAUCGUUUUAGAUCCCGCACUCAGGACAAUGAAGGGUCGCAAGGGAAAGUAGAAGUAUCAUCUGUUGUUUAUAAAGUUGGUGAAUGCAUGCAAGAACUGAUAAAAUUGUGGGAGGAAUUUGUAUCAUCUCAAAUGGAAAAAACUGGUGAAAGCACUGGUAGUGGUCCAACUCUUGAAAUUCGGAUACCAGCUGAGCAUGUUACUGCUACUAACCGCCAAGUUAGAGGAGGCCAACUAUGGGGAACUGAUGUGUACACAUAUGACUCAGAUCUUGUUGCUGUUCUCAUGCAUACAGGUUACUGUCGACCAACGGCUUCUCCACCUCCUGCAGCAAUACAAGAGUUGUGUACUGUUAUUCGGGUGCUGCCUCCUCAGGAUUGUUAUAUUUCUACCCUGAGAAACAAUGUUCGCUCUCGUGCUUGGGGUGCUGCAAUUGGUUGUAGUUAUCGGGUUGAGCGGUGCUGCAUUGUGAAGAAAGGAGGUGGAACUAUUGAUCUUGAACCUUGCCUUACACAUACAUCAACAGUUGAGCCCACCCUUGCUCCAUUGGCUGUUGAACGGACAAUGACCACUAGGGCUGCAGCUUCGAAUGCAUUGCGCCAGCAAAGAUUUGUUCGAGAGGUCACGAUACAGUACAACCUCUGCAAUGAGCCUUGGAUCAAGUAUAGUAUAAGCAUUGUGGCUGACAAGGGUCUGAAGAAGUCACUCUAUACAUCUGCUCGUUUGAAGAAGGGAGAAGUUUUGUAUUUGGAGACCCAUUCGCGCAGAUAUGAGCUUUGCUUUACUGGAGAAAAAAUGGUUAAAACACCAGCAUCACAAUCACAUGAUGCAGACACAGAGAAGUCUCAAAAUCACCACUCUCAUUCUGCCAAUGGUGAUAAAUCUGAAAGUGAUAAUGUCAUGAUUGAUGUAUUUCGAUGGUCUCGUUGUAAGAAGCCUCUGCCACAGAAAGCAAUGCGAACGAUUGGGAUCCCUCUGCCCCUUGAACAUGUGGAGGUAUUGGAGGAGAAUUUGGACUGGGAAGAUCUACAAUGGUCACAGACUGGUGUUUGGGUUGCGGGAAAGGAAUAUACCCUUGCACGGGUGCAUUUCUUGUCCUUGCAUUAGUUCAUAGAUUUUUUUCCCCUUUUUUUAAAAAAACUUUUUUUUAAGUGGGGUGGGAAUUGGGAUAAUCUUAUGUCACCAUAUCACAUACAAUUUUUUAUGUAUCUAGAACUCCAUGCUGUUGUAAUUUAUAGGGCAUAGCUGUUGGUGUUUCAUCUAUAAGAGAAUUAUAUGGUGUAAUUUAUUUUUGUAUUUAUUUCUAGAUAUCCUUGCGUAUGGACCGCUAUUAUUCA
Molecule: messenger RNA, 2891 nt
Organism: Prosopis cineraria
Lineage: Eukaryota; Viridiplantae; Streptophyta; Magnoliopsida; Fabales; Fabaceae
Exons: 12
Coding region: 247-2661 (804 amino acids)
Source: RefSeq, a predicted model, not a curated record